Molecule: messenger RNA, 1002 nt
Organism: Trichoderma atroviride IMI 206040
Lineage: Eukaryota; Fungi; Ascomycota; Sordariomycetes; Hypocreales; Hypocreaceae
Source: RefSeq, a predicted model, not a curated record
AUGCAUCACCAAAUCGUCGCACUAGAUGCGUGGCAUCUCUGCAAGACGAAAUCAACCUCUAAUGAAGAGAUUCGAGAUCGCGUCAAAGAUGCUACCAUCAUUGCCGUCACAAUCACCCCGCUUGACGCCUCGACGCUCUCAGCAGCUGUGACGCCAAACCUUCGUCUCGUGGUGGUCAUUGCAUCCGGCACUGAUGGCAUUGAUAAACAGCAAUGCAAAGAAAGGGGCAUCAGGGUGCUGAAUUCACCCAGCGCAAAUACUGAGAGCGUCGCAAACCAUGCCAUGGCAAUGUAUUUUGCGUGCCGCCGCCGUCUGUUGACGAUGCACCACACCAUGUUUAGAACAGACGAGUGGAAGACACAGGGAACGGUGACAAGAAAGAUGCUUUCUAAAGAUCACGGCUUACCGUUGUCCUGUCAAGAGGAGGUGGUGGGGAUUAUUGGGCACGGCGCAAUAGGUCAACGAAUUGCUCAACAAUGCCGCGGCCUUGGCAUGACUGUCUUGAUUGCUUCUCGGAAAGUCGCAGCGUCAAACGCUACUGAGCCGUCCACAGGGACAGAGAUUUCCAAUGGCAGAACCCCGUUCACAGAGGUUCUGCGACGAUCAUCCGUGAUUGUACUAUGCUUGCCUCGGAAUCCGGAAACCAUCAAUAUGAUAUCUGAUGAUGAGUUUCGCAUAAUGUCUCCAAAGGCUGUCGUGGUAAACGUCACGCGUGGGGGCAUUGUAGAUGAGCAUGCCCUGCUCAGAGCUCUAAGAGGCGGGCUGAUAGAUGGGUGUGCUACAGAUGUGUUUCUAACAGAGCCUUCUGGAGCAGGUGAUCACUGGCAGGACGGCGAUAGCCCGGUUCUAAACUUGAGCGAAGCCGAAGCGGACGAGGUGAAUUUAUUGGUUACGCCUCAUGUGGCGUGGUGCGCGAGCACAACUAUAGACAACUAUUUGCAGACUUUUAAGCAAAAUAUCGAAAAUUGGUGUGCCGGGAAGUUGUCAAACGUGGUGGUCUAG